AUGGACCAGCAACUCAAGGAGUCCGACGAGCAACGACAGAUGAGACGAAUUGCCUUCGUGGCUGUCGUCGUCAGCACUGUCGCUGUCAUCGCUAGUGUCGUUACGCUUCCAAUGCUCUACAACUAUGUUCAGUCCUUCCAAAGCCAUCUUAUGGUUGAAACAGAUUAUUGCAAGGCCCGUUCACGUGAUAUGUGGCUCGAAAUGACUGCUCUUCAAGCCGGAAAGGGCCUUGCCCACCGUCAAAAGAGAGCUUGGCUUUUCGGACAAUGGAUUCCAGAGAGUGGAGCUGGAGGUGGAGGAGGAGGAGGAGGAAACUCCGGAUAUGGCGGAUACGGAGCUGCUGUUAAUGCUGAGCCCGCUCCAAUUUGCUGCACAUGUAACCAAGGAGCUGCUGGACCUCCAGGACCUGAAGGACCACCAGGAAACAAUGGAAAGGACGGAAAGAACGGAAAAGACGGAAAGAAUGGACGUGAUGCUGAACUUCUCCCUGCUCCACCAGCUGAGCCUUGCAUCAUUUGCCCUCCAGGACCAACUGGACCAAUGGGUCCAAUGGGACCAAAGGGACCACCAGGACCUAAGGGAUCUCCAGGAGAACCACCAAAGGACGGAGUUCCAGGAGAUGACGGUAUGGCUGGACAACCUGGACCAAUCGGAAGACCAGGAAGAGAUGGAAUGAAGGGAGCCCCAGGAGCUUCUGGACGUCUCAUCCCAGUCCCAGGACCACAAGGACCUCCAGGAAAGCCUGGACCAGUGGGACCACCAGGACCAAAAGGAAAUCCAGGACCAGACGGACAAUCAUACCAGGGACCACCUGGACCACCAGGAGAUCCAGGAAACCCAGGACCAGAAGGACGUCCAGGACCAAAUGGACCAAACGGACCACCAGGACCAGACGGAGAGAAGGGAGACUGCACUCACUGCCCAGCUCCACGUACUCCACCUGGUUAUUAG
This is a messenger RNA of Auanema sp. JU1783, 951 nucleotides long. The record is from the annotation of a GenBank genome assembly. Lineage: Eukaryota; Metazoa; Nematoda; Chromadorea; Rhabditida; Rhabditidae.